Molecule: messenger RNA, 1793 nt
Organism: Microtus ochrogaster (prairie vole)
Lineage: Eukaryota; Metazoa; Chordata; Mammalia; Rodentia; Cricetidae
Gene: Exoc3l2
Product: exocyst complex component 3 like 2
Exons: 9
Coding region: 1-1233 (410 amino acids)
Biological process (GO): exocyst localization; exocytosis
Cellular component (GO): exocyst
Molecular function (GO): SNARE binding
Source: RefSeq, a predicted model, not a curated record
AUGGUCGCCUUGGAGAACGGGGAGCUGGGGCCUCUCCUUUCCGCUGGCACCCUGCGUGGUUUGGAAGAUGAAUGUGUCACUGAUGUGAAGACUCAGACCCGAGCAGCCCUCCUUCAAGUGCUGCAGGAAGACGAGGAACAGUGGGGCAGCUUGGACUACAGGCCCAGCAACCUGGCCCAAGAUGUCUGUGAGCUUCUGGAAGAACACACAGAGAGAGCACCCCGUAUCAGUCAGGAGUUUGUGGAGAGAAUGGCACACUGCUGCCUGGGAGGGCUGGCAGAGUUCCUGCAGAGCUUUCAGCAGCGAGUGGAGCGGUUCCACGAGAACCCAGGGAUCCGAGAACUGCCCUCUGAAACCUACAUCAGUAGGACUAUCUCGCUGGUCAACUGUGGGCCCCCCCUGAGGUCUCUGGCUGAGCGACUGGCCAGGGUGGGGCCCCCUGAAAGUGAGCCGGCCCGGGAAGCUUCGGCCAUCGCUUUGGACCGUGUGACCCGACUCUGCCAUCGUGUCCUUGCUGAGUUGUUAUUCCAGGAACUACAGCCGCACUUCAACAAACUGAUGCGCAGGAAGUGGCUGAGCAGCUCUGAGGCUCUGGAUGGCAUCGUGGGCACACUUGGCGCCCAGGCCCUGGCCCUGCGCAGAAUGCAGGAUGAGCCUUACCAGGUGCUGGUGGCCGAACUGCACCGCCGGGCGCUCGUGGAGUACGUGCGGCCACUGCUGCGCGGGCGCCUGCGGUGUCGCUCUGCGAGGACCCGCAGUCGAGUGGCCGGGAGGCUCCGUGAGGACUCAGCGCAGCUGCAGCGGCUGUUUCGGAGGCUGGAAUCCCAGGCUUCCUGGCUCGACCAGGUGGUGCCGCAUUUGGCCGAGAUCCUGCAGUUGGAGGACACUCCGAGCAUCCAGGUGGAGGUCGGGGUGCUGGUGCGCGACUACCCAGACAUCAGGCGGAAGCAUGUGGCAGCCCUACUGGACAUCAGAGGACUUCGGAACACAGCUGCCCGCCAGGAGAUUCUGGCGGUGGCCCGGGACCUGGAACUAUCUGAAGGUGGUACCCUAUCACCAGCUCGGGACCGCGCCUUCUUUGCUGACAUUCCGGUGCCCCGCUCAUCCUUCUGCCUUGGCCUCCCUCUCUUCUUGGGACGCUUCCCUCUCUCCCGGCUGGCCAGGCCCAAUCUGGCUUGUCUGCCCCUGCGGCCUCGUCCUCCAUCGUCAGUUAGAGCCCGAGCCCAACGCUGAGGCUCCUGGUGCCCACGUUGCUGCGGAGAUACCCUCCUCCCUUCCACGUGACUCCUUGCCUGAGACACAGACCUCCGGGAUGGCAGGUGCUUUAGAUCUCCCACCCAGCCCGGAGUGUCCCCUCUAGAAGGGAAACAGAGGCCAGGAUGAGUAAAGAGUUCCCCAAGGCUGCCGAGGUCAUUCCCAGCACCCUCUUUCCCCAUAGCCCAGCAUGGCGGAGAGCCUUCUGGAAGGCUCUACACAAAUAUCCCCGCCCACCUCCUUUCCCCUCACCUCAAGGUCUGGCCCCAAUCCAACGUACUAAGGAACGGUAGAUACUUAGAAUAAAGAGGUUUCUAUUUAACACUAGGAAGGGCUGAGUCCCAAGUGCAGGGGAGGGAAGACAGGGCCCAGGGCCAAGCACUCUUUGCACACACCCAAGGCCACCAGGGCUGGGGUCCAACUCCUGGGGAGGACAGUGAACGUGGGCAGAAGCCGUAGGAGGCCAGACACUGCCCAGUUGCCCGUUGAUACUGAGUCCUUGCUCCUUGUGGCUCUGAGGCAGCUGCUUGACCGCUCUG